AUGCCCCGUCAUCACCAUCUCCUCCGCCGGAACCCCGCCCCCGACACCACCUCCCCCUCCGACACCGCUACAACUCACCGCCACCCACCGCAACCGCCUCCGGCCCCCAACGCGCCAGCCGCUCGCGCCUCGGCCACCACGCGCAAUGGCAAACUCCCCCGUCGCAAGGCCUCUCCAUUCCACAACUGCAUCCGUCCUCGGGUCCCAUUGAUCCAGACCACCCCCUUCACAGCCACCCAGGCCAACAUGCAGCCCACCACCCUGCCGCAACCGCCGCGCUGCCACCAGAUGAUGGACGAGGAUGAUGAGGAGGAUAUCGUGGAAGAAGAAUACGACGAAGGACCCAGCGAACAUGUCCACGAGCAGGACCACGACCAACUAAAUCGUCUCCGUCAGCGACAUCACCAUCGUCGACUCCACACACGCUCUGUUUCCUCAGACGAACUCCUUUCAACUCAGGAUAUACAUGAUCGGGACGAGCCCUCGGUGAUAGAAGAAAUCGACCCAGAAUUAGGACAUCAACACGAGGAGGAAGAAGAAAUUGAAGAAGAGGAGGAAAUUGACCCCGAACCAGGCACCGACUCAGAAAUGCUCCACGAUCGCGAAAAAUCCCCCACUCCUCUCCCCCCCAACCUCCGCGAAAUCUCCUCCCUCGCAAGCUGGACCGUCUCAACCCACAAACCCGGCUGCGGGGUUCUCGCUCUCCGUCACCCCUCGCCAACGCAGUAUUGGCAAUCCGACGGCCCGCAACCCCACACUCUCACUCUACACUUCUUCAAAUUAGUGGCUAUUGUGCGCAUCCGGGUUUAUCUGGAUUUCGAGAUGGAUGAGAGUUACACCCCUACGAAGAUGACCUUUUUGGCUGGCAUGGGCGGGAAUGAUCUGGUUGAGUUUGCGAAUUGGGAGGGGGAGGGGCCGUGUGGUUGGGUGGAUGUGGAGUUGGAAGGGGUGGGGGGUAGGAGUGGGGGGUGGGUUAGGAGUACCAAGUCUGGUGGUGGUGGUGGUGGCACUGGUGGGAGAAGUGCUGGAGCUGGGAUUGGGGGAAUGAUCAAAGGGAAGGGGAAGAGAGGAUAUGUGUUUAAGGACCAUGGCGGGGGGAGUGAUGAAGAUGAGGACGAGGAUGAAGAGAACGAUCCAUACGCAGGCAACGUCCUCAAAGCAAUGGUGAUCCAGAUGCGAGUGAUCGAGAACCACCAGAACGGAAAAGACACUCAUGUGCGUGGAUUCCAGGUCUUCGCCAGAGACGACGAGAGAAAAAGAGUGGGCAAUGCCCCCUCGGCGUCAGCGGAUGGCCGCGUCCGGAGACACAGCGUGCGACGCUCGUUGAGAGGCAGUACACAGGAGAUGGAGGGCCCGGAGGCGCAUGCUAAAGUGGUGACUAGUCUCGAAGAGCCGGAUUGGAUGGGCGAGCCUGUUAUUCGAUAGGCAGGUUAGUUUCUUCUACUGUACUAUGGCUGGGGUUGGGAUGGAUCGCAUUACGUUACGGAGUUCGGUAGAUACCCUUUAUCAAGCAUUACUACUACGACUACCUUUUCC
Messenger RNA from Aspergillus sclerotioniger CBS 115572, 1536 nucleotides. Its product is annotated as anaphase promoting complex subunit DOC1. Bases 1 to 1425 code for a protein of 474 amino acids. Gene Ontology annotation, cellular component: anaphase-promoting complex. The record is from RefSeq and is a predicted model, not a curated record. Gene Ontology annotation, biological process: anaphase-promoting complex-dependent catabolic process; protein K11-linked ubiquitination. The transcript is spliced from 3 exons. Lineage: Eukaryota; Fungi; Ascomycota; Eurotiomycetes; Eurotiales; Aspergillaceae.